Bacillus rossius redtenbacheri is the source of this 5958-nucleotide messenger RNA. RefSeq lists its product as uncharacterized. Lineage: Eukaryota; Metazoa; Arthropoda; Insecta; Phasmatodea; Bacillidae. The record is from RefSeq and is a predicted model, not a curated record. The transcript is spliced from 2 exons. The coding region runs from base 2854 to 4815 and encodes 653 amino acids.
GGGAGGGAGAAGAAUGGAGUGUAAAAGGGACAGAAUAACGGGGGUAGAGGGAGGCAGGCUGAGGCGGGCGAUGACACCGCGUCUCACUGUCAGACAAGGCUACGCUCUGUAGUGGAUGGAGGCUAUCGUCGCUCAAGCAAGGAAUAGGUUUUCGUGGAGAAAAAUUCGUGUAGCGAAAUUAUUUUUAAUUGUUACAUUUUUGAUAGAAGUUAAAUACCAACACGAUGCCGAAAAAGACACCAUUCAGCAAGAUCCGUAAAAGAACUAAACGGUCGAAGUGCAUAAGAAGACUGAAGGAAAAAUACAAAGAAUUUGUUAAUGCUGGUUUCAACUCUGUGGAAAGGUAAGAUUGCAAACUUUUGAGUGUGUUCAUCUUCACUAAAAUUCUGCCAGCACAACAUGUAUGUAUUAUAAAAUCACAUUUUUAGCUGUGCAAAAGUGCUAAUAUUAUUAAUUAAUUCCACAGGACAUCUUCCAGUUUAACAGAUUAUGCUCCUGCUGCUGCUACACAGAUGGAAACGUCUGCCUACGUACCACCUGUAUGCCAGGGCGAUCACGACACCACCAGCGGUAACGUCCAAAAUCUAACCGAGUAAGUAAUUUAAUUACAUAAUUUCGUAUAGUGCUUGUUACCUAAGCAUGAUGCGAGGAUCGUGCUGUUAGUGUUAUGUAAGGCACAGAUGAUGGGUUCGAGUACCACUCUGACUGAGGAUUUUGAGGCUCCCUCAGAUAAAGUCAGUGUGUAGUGUGUAAGUCAUCUUACAAUUAGUUUAUCAGCAUUAUAAAUUAGAAGUUAACAAGCAAAAAAAAAUAUUUGAAGCGGAUGCAAAAAAAAUGCUGCAGGUUGUGUAAUUUUACUCAAAAAUUCCUUGUGUAUCAAGAAAAUCUAAAUGUCUUUCGUUCAAACUUGUUCAUGCAUAGACUUAUUUAUAAAGAAAAAAGUGUUUUGUUGUACAUGUUUUAAUUCCCUAUUUUGCAAUUCAAUUUAUAUGUAAAUAGAUUGGUCGAUUUGUCAGAAUGCUUCUUAGGUAACUUAUUGAGUGGUUGUGGGUUCCAAACCUCCUAUCGCGUUAUAUAACUAUGAAAUAAUCCGGUGACAAAAUGUUAGAGAACCUCAUAAUCAUGGUUGACUGUCAUACAUUGACAGUGAUUUAUUCUCGGUUUAAAAAAAUAGCAUACACUGUCUGUAUAAAUGCACUUCAUGUAAGUUAACUACUAGCCGAAAAUGAAAUUCACCCCUGCAUUAAAUAUGUAUCAACAUAUACUCGUUAAUAUAAAAAUAGUCUGGUAAAAUUACCCAUUCAUAGAAAUUUAACACUUUUGAUGGAACUUUUACUUCUGCAUAGAGUGAAAGAAUUCACGAACUUUGUAGGUGCAAAAGGACACUAACAUCGGUGGAAUCUCUGCUGCCGCAGACUAUUGUGUAAAUUUACACAACUUUUUCACAGUUUAUCGUGUUCCUAGUGAUCACAUACAGUAGCAUUAUAAAAUUCAUUAUCAGUAUUCUAAAGCACCAACUCUCUAAAUCACCUGGUAUUCCACUACACUUAAAAUAUUCAAAGUAACCAUCUGAAAUCAUGCAAAGCUUUGGUGGGAAGCUGGGUAAGAAUGUAAUAACAACAGCCGUUCACUCAUUGAUGACACCAAGCUAGCACAGUCGUCCGCCACCCUCGCCAACACAAUAAAACCAAUUUUUAGACAGCAAUGAAUUGCGAGUCGGUUACGCAUAAGAAGAGUUGUUUUUUGGUUAUUAGCAUUUUUUUUUUCAACGAAUAAAUAAGUAAUUCAGCUGCAGCAAAAAAGUUCACUGUACUUAGAGAAGCAGGCACAUGGAAAUCGGAUGUUGUGACAACUGUAUCUCGCAAGGCGUAUUAAAAUAAACAUAGUGUUAAAACGUGGAGUGACACAGACUAAGUAAAAUUCGUUUUAAAUUGUAUGUUGUCAUAACAGUUCACUGUGAUAAAUAAAAGUUUCAAAUGACAGACGUGUGAUUAAACUGAUUUUUUUUUCAGCGAGGAUAUUUCUGGAUUGGAUUGCUCAUUCUUGCCAAGUGAAGAAGUAUCGAAUGUUGAAAUUCUUCCAAAUGAAACUGCUGAAACUGUGACAAUGAAAGAAAAAAUCGUUCAAGGACGUCGUUUUGUAAAUAUGAGUCACAUGUUAAACCAACUCACAUCUUUAGCUACUCAUGUGCUACAGUGCACAACAGGUCGCUUUGAACUUCAGUCCGAAAAAAGAAUUGGCAUUGUCAGCUACUUCACUUAUAAAUGCAUGAUGUGUGAAAAAACAAGGAUAAUUUCAACGGAAAAAGAAGAAGAAGAAUUAAAUGAUUUAUUUGUGUGGGGAUCAUUAUCAGUUGGGAUUGGACACCAACAAGUAGAAGAAAUGAUGGCAGUAAUGGAAGUCCCUGUAAUGAGUAAACGGAAAUGGACGAGACAUGAACAGCGAGUUGAAAAGGUAGGAAAAAGCACUAUGGUUUGUUUUUUAUUUUGCAUAAUAUAAAUAUUGGUACCUGGGCGACCGAGCAUCGUUCGCGUCUUAUAUUUUUUGCUUUAAAAUCGCUUUUAUUCAGGGAAGAUACCUAUUAAGAUAAACUUUAAAGGCAACACGUUUACUAAAUAUAAAUUUUCAUCAAAUAGAGCCGAUUCGGAGUUGCCCAUAUGUGUGUCUAUAUAUAGGGCCUACAUAUACACAUACACACACAAUAAUUGCUCAUUUAAUAGUACAUAUUAGAUGAUUUUUCUGCAGAAAUAAAUAUUUUUUGUCAUUGGCUGUAAUGAAUCAAAAUAAAGGUAACAGCAACAACUAACCUGUUAUUUAUAUUUUUAGGCAUGGGAAGACAAACUGGAAAAAUACAUGCUUGCUAAUGGAGUCCAAGAACGUGAAAUCGCUCUAAAGAAGGGCAACAUAGAUGAAGAUGGAAUCCCUUACAUUACAGUCUAUCAAGAUGGCGGUUGGUGUACAAGAUCAUACGGCCAUGGUUUUACUGCAAAAUCAGGAGUUGCUUGCAUAAUUGGAGCCGAAACUAAUGGUUUGCUGUACGUUGGAAUACGCAACAAGUAUUGUUAUAUAUGUAACAACCAAGAAAAACCAGGCAGCAAAUCCAGGCCACAUAAAUGCUACAAAAAUUAUAAAGGAACUUCAACAGGAAUGGAACAAGAAAUUAUUGUACAAGGUUUUAAAGAAAGCGAAUCGAUGCAUGGGGUACGUUAUUUGUACAUUAUCAGUGACGGUGAUUCAAGUUCGUAUCUGAAGAUUCAGCGAGGUGUUUCAUAUGGUAGACAUGUAGUGAAAUUGGAAUGUGCCAACCAUAUGAUAAGAAACUACACUAGCAAACUACAUGCCAUUACCAAGGAUACCACUCACGUCAUCACUGCAAGGCGUCAAUUGUCCCAGUUAAUUCCUCGAUUGACGAGAGGGGCACGAGCAGCUAUUGCUUCUGCAAAUAAAGAGUGCAAUAGUACUAUGCUGCAAAAAGAUUUGAAGAAUGGUCCUUACCACGUAUUUGGCGAUCACGAGAAUUGCCGAGACACAUUUUGUGUCAGGAAAGGUACGGGCGAGCUAAACAAUGUUCCAAUUAUGUCUGCAACAACUAUAUGGCCAGCUAUAAUGAAAGCACUAGACCCACUCAUUACCAAGGCUGACAAGUUGUUAGGUAAUAAAACAACUAACCAAGCAGAACGCUUCAUGAGUUUGAUUUCAAAAUUUUCCGGUGGCAAACGGACAGAUGUCUCAAAAAGUGGUCGGUACAAAAGGUGCUGCUUGGGUGCUAGUCUGUCACACAUCAAAGGUCCGAACUGGCACCUUUCACCAGUAAAAACUCUAUUAGGUCGUAGCCCAGGUUCAGUGACAAAGCGAGUUUUAAAUGCACGCGCGACAGCUGUUGAAAGGAAUCGCAAAAGAAGGUUAUCUGACAGUCGUAGAUCUGCCAAAAGAAAAUGUGUAUUUUCUCAGCCAGAUUGUGACUAUGGACCCGAAGCUGCCCAACCCGAUAUUUCUACAGAGGAAAUGGAGAGAAAGAAAACGAAGGUCUUGAAGCGGCUCGAAAGUUCAGUUUCUUCCGAACAUCUGUGUCAUGAACUGGAGAGAAAUACGGUCGGCCAACAUUGUAAUGUUGUUUGGAGGGAAGCAAGACUAAAGAGACUGACUGCAUCGUCAUUCUCUAAAGUUUGCAAAAUGAGAUGUGACACAUCUUGCCACAAUAUGGUGGUUUCAAUAGUGAACCCCAAGGAUAUCAACACAGGCGCAAUACGGUACGGACGUAUGCAUGAAAGUACCGCAAUUAAAGCUUACGAAAAUAAGUUCCAAAAAAAAGUGUCCCCUUGUGGACUUUUUGUUCACCCAUCGUACCCUUAUCUUGGAGCAAGUCCGGAUGGAACAGUUGAGAACGACACUAUCAUUGAAGUUAAAUGUUUCCCUUCCAUCAACAACCUUAAAGUUAACAAUUCUCCUGUAAAAUCUAUACGAGAGGCUUCCAAAGUAAAAUACAUAGGUGUUCACACUAACAGUGAAGACAUGUUGGAACUGAAAAGAACACAUCCUUUUUUCUACCAAAUUCAAGGACAAUUGAAUAUUUCGAAAAGGAAGCAGUGUGUGCUGAUUUUAUUUUGUGACUUUGAUACCGAAUUCGUCCACGUUCAGUGCGACGAGACCUUUUGGAAAAAAGACAUGCUUCCGAAGUUAGAACGGUUUUACUUUAACUGUGUUCUUCCUGAGAUUGUUGACCCGAGGAAUGUUCGUGGACUGAAAUGCAGAGAUCCUGAAUACACAGAAGAAGCAAAGUCAAAGAAACUUAACAAAGAAGUGAAGACAUUUUAAAAUUUAUUAGUUAUGUGACACUUUUUGUUCUUGAAUCUAAUUAGUUUUAUUAUUGUUAGUAUAUAAUUUGUUGUAUUUUAAAAUUUAAUCAGUAAUUUAGAGAAAGCAAUCCAGACUAAUAAUACAUAUUUCUCUUUUAAAUACGUUAUGUUUUCCAUGGACUUGUGGUGUAAUCUCCAGACUACAGUUAAAAAUAACAGUCUGAAAGUAAGUUCAUUCUAUGUAAAAUUUCUAGAAGGUGGAGAAACAGAAACAAACAUUUGGAAGUGGUGUGUUAUCAGUCUUGGGAUGUACAUGUAGUGCUGCACACUAUAUUAAAAUGCUUUAACAAAAUUAGAAAUAAAACUGUUCUUAAUUUAAGUACACAUGAGUCUUUAUUUUACUGUUUAUUGUAAUGUCAUUAUUUAACCACUGCACUGUAUUUUUUGGAAGGCUUGAUAAAUUAAUAGAGGUUCACACUUUUUUCUCUGCGGUAUGCUGCGAAUGUCAUUUUCGACUUUUUGUGGUAAGCUAAGAUUCCUAUACAUGUCAAAGUACGUGUGUGCCUUUAAAUACAAUAAUUAAUAUCUAUUUUACUAUGCAAAUUGUGCAUACCUUCAAUAUUAAUUAAUAAAUCUAACUUUCAACAAUGUCAAAUAAGUACUUCAUAAAUUACAAAUUGAUCAUGGAAAAUAUAUUUCUAUGGGCUAAAGAAAAUGAGUGCUUGCAUAUAUUCAAUUUAUGUUCAUGUUCAUAUAAUGCAUGUCCUUUAAUUUUUAAUUGUUAGUAAUGCGUGGCAGUGUAUGGCAUAUAUACCUAUGUACAAGUUUUGUACCUGUCGUGCAAUAUUAAUUAUUUAUUGUAACCUGUGAAUGCCAAUGUUGUUAGCAAUAAAAGAAAAUAGUAAAUUAAAAAGCUUUACGCUAACAACCUUCCAACCCAACAUAGUGAUUGUGUAUCCUCCGCAGUUUGGUAAUUUAAUGAUGGAUCAAUAACAGAAACAAUUUUUUAGGUUAAGAGUGUAGUUAUGAAUUUUUAUUAUGAGUAAAUCAAAUUCUAGUGAAAUAUGUACUUAUUUUACACUUGCCGACGCUCAGCGAGUUAUGUGCAAGUGAAUAUUCACGCAAAGGAUUAACUUUAACCACUAUGACUAAUCAUUUUAUG